UUCCUGUCUUUUACGGAUCGUUACCUACGGUCAUUAGGUCAGCGGUACCCACUGUAACCAGGCCUUGAUUCCUUAGCAACCAAACAGAAAACUGAAUCGUAGAAUGAGAGAUGCUUCAACACCAACAAGUUGUUGCCACUGUUUGAAUACGUUUCUUCUUCGAUCUGGCGAAUUUGUGGAGACCGUUUGCACAUGAACUCCUAGAGUACCUCUAAAAGCCUGAAGAUAAUUGUCGGAUAAGGGCAUUUCGCUUAGAAGUGAACCGAUAAACCUCGAUCUACAACCAAGAUGUCGAUCGCUGUUGCCACUCCGAGGCAUUGCUUCGGCUUGAAAGCCGAUGUAGCCAGUAAUAUCUGCUACUUGGAUGAACAAACCAUCAUAUAUCCAGCGGGGUCGAACUGCAUUUUGUAUAACAUCGAUCAGAAAUCGCAGCGAUUUAUCCCUGGAUCUGAUAAAAGUGUGGGAAUGACAGCGAUGGCAGUUAGCCCAAACAGACGAUAUGUUGCCAUUGCAGAAAAGGGUGAAAAAGCCACGAUCACUAUUUACGAUCUUCAUACUCUGAGAAAAAAGAAAGUCCUUAGUCAUCCCGAAGUUCAGUCUGCAGAGUUUGUUAGCCUGGCUUUCUCCCCAGACUCCAAGUAUUUGGUCUCACAGUCUGGCCGACCCGACUGGACUUUGCUUUACUGGACAUGGGAAAAAGCCAAAGUAAUGGCGUUUACCAAGUCUUCUAAUCAACAGGACUCCGCCGUUUACCAGGUUUCAUUUAAUCCACAAGAUAACACACAGCUUUGUGUUGUUGGCAAUGGGAUAUUCAAGCUUUUCCGCUACAGUGAGGGUAAUCUCAAACAGUUUGCUUUCCAAAAGAUGGAGCCACAGAACUUCUUGUGUCAUGCAUGGGUCUCUGAUGAAAGGAUCAUAACAGGGACAGACACCGGUCGCUUACUUCUUUUUGAGUCUGGAGAACUAAAGAAUGAGUUCAGUGUUUUGGGAGGUGGACCAAGUGCUCCAGGCACUGCAAGACAACUAAGCACUGCUGCUAUUGGAGCAGAUCCUUCCCCAACCCAAACAGCAUAUCCCCAGAUCACAUGCAUUGCUGCCUACUCCAAAGGUUUUAUUUGUUCUGGUGGUGCCGGCACUGUCCAUCUGUUUGAGAAAGCAGAAGAGAAAGAUGCCUACAAAAAGAGCAGAGAGAUUAGAAUCCCAACUGAUACAACCAAUCCUGACCCGCAAAUGAUUGAAAGUCAGGAAAUAAAGGAUCUGACUGUCAGUCCCUCUGAGGAGACUUUGGUGUGCAGCACCAGCACAUCACAACUCUACAGCAUCACACUGUCAACUGCAGACCUGGGAAAGGGUGAUCUUGCAACUUUUGAGCUUCUCUCCCAAUCUUUCCAUCAUGGGGUUAUCACUGGAAUGGAUGUUUGCAUCAGAAAGCCUUUGAUAGCAACUUGCAGUUUGGAUAGAUCUGUGCGAAUAUGGAAUUAUGAGACUUGCUCUCUGGAGGCAUAUAAAGAAUUCCAAGAAGAAUGUUAUAGCAUUGCCCUGCAUCCUUCUGGUCUAUACAUCUUGGUUGGAUUUAGCGACAAGCUGCGGUUAAUGAACCUGCUGAUUGAUGACAUUAGAUACUUCAAAGAGUUUACUAUUCGAGGAUGCAGAGAGUGCUCAUUCAGCAAUGGUGGUCAUCUUUUUGCUGCUGUCCAUGGUAAUGUCAUUCAGCUUUACUCAUCAACCACGUUUGAAAAUGUUGGAAACCUGAAGGGUCAUAAUGGUAAGGUCCGCCAAGUUAUUUGGAGUCAGGACGACAGUAAGAUUAUUUCUUGUGGAAUGGAUGGAGCAGUUUAUGAAUGGAAUGUGUACAACUACAAGCGUGAAGGAGAAAGUGUACUCAAGUCCUGUAGCUAUACAAGUGUAACAGUAUCACCCGAUGGGCGUACAACAUUUGCUGUUGGCUCUGACAGAACUAUCAAGGAAAUUUGUGAUUCGCAGAUACUCCGUGAAGUCCCAGCAUCUGACAUGGUGCUCACACAGUGUGUGAUGUCCAGGUCAGGGCGGAUGUUGUUUGCUGGUACUGCAUCAGGUACUUUACGAGCAAUGAAGUUUCCUUUGACUGUACCAGGAGAGUGGCAGGAACACCAAGUCCAUGCUGGAUCCAUUAAUAAGAUGCGCAUGUCAUAUGAUGACCAGUAUCUCUUUACUGCAAGUGAGGAUGGCUCUCUCUACAUCUACAAGGCUGUUGAUAAGGAAGGGCGUGGUCUUAAGAGGGACAAGGAAGUGGGGUAUGCCGAGGAGAUCCUUAUCACCAAGUCAGACCUUGAGGAAAAGAAUGCAAUGAUGGCAGAGCUGAAAACUCGUGUUGAGGAGUUGAAGAUGGAGAACGAGUACCAGCUACGGCUCAAAGACAUGAACUACAACGAGAAGAUAAAGGAGCUGACCGAGAAGUUCAUCCAAGAGAUGGAGUCCCUGAAGACCAAGAACCAAGUCCUCAAGACCGACAAGGACAAAGAGGAGGCUAAACACGAAGAAGAGGUUGCGGAUCACAUGGAGAAGCACAGUAAAGAGUUACAAGAUCUCGAGUCAGCCAAUAACCAAAAGCUCAUGUCCGAGUACGAGAAAUACCAGGAGUUACAGGCGAAGAGCCAGAAAAUGCAGGAAGACUAUGAGCGCCAACUGACGGAGAUGGAGGAAGCCAGAGAACAGGUGCUUGAGGAGCUUACCGAGUACUACGAGAACAAACUACAGGAAAAGACUGCUCAGCUGGACCAGUCUCAAGAGGAGUCAAGGCAACAACUCCGCGAGUACGAAGAAACCAAGAAGCAGAUAGAGGAAGAUGCAGAUCGGGAGAUCCUUGAUAUCAAGAACAAGUACGAGCGACGGCUGAGAGAGGAGAAGGAGGCGAACCUAAGGCUUAAAGGAGAGACAGGAAUAAUGAGGAAAAAGUUCACAAGCCUGCAAAAGGAAAUCGACGACUACAAGGCGGAAAUUCAACGCCAACACAACGAGAAUGUCAAGCUUCAGGGUGUUAUCAAAUCGCUAGAAAAAGACAUCUAUGGGCUGAAGAAAGAAAUCCAGGAACGUGACGAGACGAUCCAAGACAAGGAAAAGAGGAUCUACGACUUAAAGAAGAAAAACCAGGAGCUGGAGAAGUUCAAGUUUGUACUGGACUACAAGAUCAAGGAACUGAAGAAGCAAAUCGAACCUCGGGAGAACGACAUAAAGGCAAUGAAGGAACAAAUUCAGGAGAUGGAGAGUGAACUUGAGCGGUUCCACAAGCAGAACACAAGCCUUGAACUGAACAUCACCGAGCUCAGGCUCAAGUUGAAAGCCACAGACAAAGAGAUGCACCAGGAGAGACAGAAGGUCCGAGAUGUGGAGGCGGUUGUCAAAAGGUUUAAGACCGAUCUUUAUAACUGCGUUGGAUUUAUCCAAGAGCCAAAGAAAUUGAAAGAAAAUGUUAAGGCGUUGUACCAGAAAUACGUACAGGACGAAACGCCUGAGUCCGCCGGCGUCGAUGCCGAUAUCCAGCGGGAGUACGCUCGACAACGUGAGCACUUGGAGCGAAGUGUGGCGUCACUGCGCAAGAAACUCACCAAAGACUCCGAAAUUCACCGCGCGGAUAAUGUCAGAAUUAUGCAGGAAAACGUUACGCUUAUCAAAGAAAUAAAUGACCUUCGACGUGAGCUCAAAAUCGCACGUACCCAAGUACACGACUUGGAGACCGCACUAGGUGUCAUGCGCAAACAGCAGCACCAAGGAAACGCGGGCUCAGACGACCAGAAUAACGCAGACGACAAGAAAUCCGACGAGCUCUUCCACAUGGAAAAAAUAGUCGACAUCCAGAAAUCGGAAAUUCGCAAGCUUAGAAGCCAAAUAAAAGAUCUUGAAAAUCUAGGUUACAACAGACCUCCCUCUGGUGGUAAACUACCGCCUGUUCCUGUUAUCUAAAGCUUUUAUGCAAUGGAAAAUCUGAAUUGUAAAUAUUGAGUGAAAACCCACUGUAAAACAUGACCUUGUGAAAAACUUUGUGAAAAACUGACAAAUAAUGUUGAUAUGCUCUCGUCCAAAAAUCAAGACUAUCUAAACACUUCAUUUUAUAUAGGAUAUAUUCAUUGUAAAUAGAUAAAAGUUGAGAAUAAAAGACGGUGUUUAUAA
Molecule: messenger RNA, 4146 nt
Organism: Nematostella vectensis (starlet sea anemone)
Lineage: Eukaryota; Metazoa; Cnidaria; Anthozoa; Actiniaria; Edwardsiidae
Product: cilia- and flagella-associated protein 57
Exons: 15
Coding region: 289-3939 (1216 amino acids)
Molecular function (GO): protein binding
Source: RefSeq, a predicted model, not a curated record